ACUGGCCCUGUCCUUCCAUCUGCCCAGAGAGGAGCAUCUGGAUCAAGGUGCUGGCCAUGUCCCAGCUGGUGGAAUGCGUCCCCAACUUUUCGGAGGGGAAGAACCAGGAGGUGAUCGACGCCAUCUCUGGAGCCAUCACACAGACCCCGGGCUGCGUGCUGCUGGAUGUGGACGCAGGCCCUUCCACCAACCGCACCGUGUACACCUUCGUGGGGCCGCCGGAGUGCGUGGUGGAGGGGGCCCUCAACGCUGCCCGGGUAGCUUCCCGACUUAUCGACAUGAGCAGGCACCAAGGAGAGCACCCCCGCAUGGGGGCCCUAGACGUCUGCCCCUUCAUCCCCGUGAGGGGCGUCAGCGUGGAUGAGUGUGUGCUCUGCGCCCAGGCCUUUGGCCAGAGGCUGGCAGAGGAGCUGGACGUGCCAGUUUACCUGUACGGCGAGGCAGCCAGGAUGGACAGUCGCCGGACCCUGCCGGCCAUCCGGGCCGGGGAGUACGAGGCCCUCCCUAAGAAGCUCCAGCAGGCCGACUGGGCGCCCGACUUUGGUCCCAGCUCCUUUGUCCCCAGUUGGGGGGCCACGGCCACGGGGGCGAGGAAGUUCCUCAUUGCUUUUAACAUCAACCUGCUCGGCACAAAGGAGCAAGCCCACCGCAUCGCGCUCAACCUGCGGGAGCAGGGCCGCGGGAAGGACCAGCCAGGACGUCUGAAGAAAGUUCAGGGCAUUGGCUGGUACCUGGAUGAGAAGAACCUGGCUCAGGUGUCCACCAAUCUUCUGGACUUUGAGGUCACGGCACUGCACACGGUCUACGAGGAGACCUGCCGAGAAGCACAGGAGCUGAGCCUCCCAGUGGUGGGCUCACAGCUGGUGGGCCUGGUGCCCCUGAAGGCUCUGCUGGAUGCGGCCGCCUUCUACUGCGAGAAGGAGAACCUCUUCAUCCUGGAGGAGGAGCAGCGGAUCAGGCUGGUGGUGAGCCGGCUGGGCCUGGACUCCCUGUGCCCCUUCAGCCCUAAGGAGCGGAUCAUCGAGUACCUGGUCCCUGAGCGCGGGCCUGAGCGAGGCCUGGGCAGCAAGUCCCUGCGCGCCUUCGUGGGGGAGGUGGGUGCCCGCUCUGCGGCCCCCGGGGGCGGCUCGGUGGCGGCGGCCGCUGCGGCCAUGG
This is a messenger RNA of Homo sapiens (human), 1155 nucleotides long. It is a transcript of the gene FTCD, whose product is annotated as formimidoyltransferase cyclodeaminase. Gene Ontology annotation, cellular component: endoplasmic reticulum-Golgi intermediate compartment; centriole; Golgi apparatus. The record is from RefSeq and is marked reviewed. NCBI's taxonomy places the organism in Eukaryota, Metazoa, Chordata, Mammalia, Primates, Hominidae. Gene Ontology annotation, molecular function: formimidoyltetrahydrofolate cyclodeaminase activity; catalytic activity; folic acid binding. Gene Ontology annotation, biological process: cytoskeleton organization.